CUCACGCUGCUCACAAAGUAAUGCUUCAAAAUACAAAGCAACUUUUAACUGAAGUGGAGAAUCAGCCUGACGCUCACAUGGAUACUAAACAGGCUCGAUACGUGUUUUAAUAUCGAUAUCACAGUCUCUCCGCAACGUCGUGACUUUGUUUUUACUCGGUAUAACCUUUUAUGGGCUCGCGACUCAUAACGAAAAUGAACCCACUGGACAGGUGCGUUGACAGGUUAAUUAAAAGCUACGCUUUGUUGUGACGUCGCAUUUAGAUGCGGUUGUUAUUGCUUUAAAAAAUCGUUGAUAUUAGUUACAAAAUGGAGCAGAAACAUUAUUUGUCGUGUGGAAGUGAGUCGUCGUCGUCCGGUUCAGACACCUUGUCCGAGGGAGAAGAAAUGACGCCUGUGCUGGACAUCAUGGUUUCUGCAGAUGGAGAUGGUCACAACUUAGACUUUGAAAGUGUCCACGAAGCAGAGGACGACAAGGAGACACCGAGGGAUGAAGAAAGUGAAGACGAAGACGAAAAGUUGGACGACAUCCACUACCCUUCCUCGUCAUACCUCAGGAAGUCCAGUAACCCGGAGUUGACUCAUGUAUUGAAUUCUUCUCUCAAGUUCAAGCGACAUCUCAGUGAUGAUGGAAAGCACCUUCGAAGGAGGAGCCUCGGGGGCGGUCUCACAGGAAAAUACCUCCUGCUGCCCCCCCCCCUGGCGUCAUCUGAGAUCUCUAACUUGUUUCGUAUGUGUUCCCUGAACCUCGGGAAGUCAGACCCCUCCCUCACCUCCAGCCUGAAAGAGCUGAGUCUUCCCAGAAGAGGCAGUUUCUGCAGAACGAGCAACAGAAAAAGCCUGAUAGGAAGCGGUCAGUCGACAGGUUUACCCCGACCUCACUCCCCUCUCUCAUCUCUUACAGGAACAAGCCCACAAGACAGUCCUAGAAAUUUCUCUCCGAGUGCUUCAGCUCAUUUCUCCUUUGCACGAAGUCAUUGCUACAGAGCAGACAGGACUGAUGGUCGCCGCUGGUCGUUGGCCUCCCUUCCCUCCUCUGGAUAUGGAACCAACACGCCCAGCUCCACCGUCUCUGAGAAGCUGCACCAGCUACCCUUCCAGCCUACACCUGAUGAGCUGCACUUCCUCUCCAAGCACUUCUGCACAGAGAGCAUCUCUGGGGAUGAAUGCCGCAGAGCAGCGGCUCAGAUGCGACCGCGCUCACGCAGUCUCAGCCCUGGAAGAUCUCCUUCAUGCUACGACCAUGAGAUUAUCAUGAUGAAUAACGUCUACAAGGAGCGAUUUCCUAAAGCCACAGCUCAGAUGGAGGAAAGGAUUCAAGACAUCAUCCGCAGCAACUCUCCAGAGAGCGUCCUCCCUUUGGCAGAUGGUGUGCUCGGCUCCCACCACCAGAUAAUUGAACUGGCCCGUGACUGUUUGGAGAAGAGCCGGCUAGGACUCAUCACCUCCAGCUACUUCUGCGAGCUCACUGACAAGCUGGAGAGGCUCGUUCAGGAGUCCACAGAGCGAUCGGAGAGCGAGGAGGUGAACAUCAUCAAAGAGCUGGUGAAGAAGAUCCUCAUCAUCAUAGCUCGACCUGCUCGACUGCUGGAGUGUCUGGAGUUUGACCCGGAGGAAUUUUACCACCUUUUGGAGGCCGCUGAAGGACACGCUAAAGAGGGCCAGGCCAUCAAAACGGACAUCCCUCGUUACAUCAUCAGCCAGCUGGGACUCACACGAGAUCCUCUGGAAGAAAUAGCUCAGCUGACCAGCUGCGACAGUGGGAUUGCAGAAACACCAGAAACGGACGACUCUUCUCAGAGCCUCAGCACGGCCUUGCGGUGCCGACGUAAUCCCUGUGAGUUGGACUUUGAGAUGACAAAACUCAUCAGCAAUGGUGCCUACGGCGCCGUUUAUCUGGUCCGGCACAAGGAAACGAAGCUGCGCUUUGCCAUGAAAAAGAUCAACAAGCAGAACCUGAUUUUGAGGAAUCAGAUCCAACAGGCCUUCGUGGAGAGAGACAUCCUUACCUUUGCUGAGAACCCUUUCGUGGUGUCCAUGUACUGCUCCUUCGAGACGCGGCGGCACCUGUGCAUGGUCAUGGAAUAUGUUGAAGGUGGAGACUGUGCCACCCUUUUGAAGAACAUGGGUCCCCUGCCCGUGGAUAUGGCCAGGAUGUAUUUUGCAGAGACAGUGCUGGCUCUGGAGUAUCUCCACAACUAUGGCAUCGUCCACAGAGACCUCAAACCAGACAAUUUGCUGGUUACGUCAAUGGGACACAUUAAGCUGACAGAUUUUGGGUUGUCCAAAGUUGGGCUGAUGAACAUGACCACUAACCUGUAUGAGGGACACAUAGAGAAAGAUGCCAGGGAGUUCUCUGAUAAACAGGUGUGUGGAACCCCCGAGUAUAUUGCGCCAGAGGUGAUCCUGAGACAAGGCUACGGGAAGCCGGUGGACUGGUGGGCGAUGGGCAUCAUCCUCUACGAGUUCCUCGUGGGCUGUGUGCCUUUUUUUGGAGACACACCAGAAGAGCUGUUCGGACAGGUCAUCAGUGACGAGAUCAACUGGCCGGAGGGAGACGAUGCCCCACCUCCUGACUCUCAGGAGCUCAUCACCUUGCUCCUCCGACAGAACCCUCUGGAAAGGAUGGGCGCAGGUGGAGCUGCCGAAGUGAAGCAGAAUCAGUUUUUCAGCAACCUGGAUUGGAACAGUCUGCUGAGGCAGAAGGCGGAGUUCAUUCCUCAGCUGGAGUCUGAAGACGACACCAGCUACUUCGACACUCGCUCUGAGAGAUACCAUCACCUGGAGACAGAGGAAGAGGAUACAAACGAUGAAGACUUUAAUGUGGAGCUGCGGCAGUUCUCCUCUUGUUCUCACCGAUUCUCUAAGGUUUACAGCAGCCUGGAUUUGUCCCGUGGGCUCCUGGAGGAGAAGGGAGAGACGGAGGGGAAGAAGAGUGAGAGCCCCCUGACUGUCGACUCGCUCAGCUGGACGCCAGACUUUGCUGAAAUGCCCUCGCUGUCCCACUCGACAGACACAGACGGUUUGAAUCCCGGCCUUCGCCCCAACUUGUUGCCAAAGUUUGCGAUUUCAGCAGAGAGUGAAGGAGACGAGACGUCCGGCCUUGACCCCAGCAAGACCUCCCACUCCAUAGGAGAGCUCCCGCAGGACGAGCCAGACGCCACCACUCCAGGCAGCACCCACAGUGGAGCCACGCUCUCUGGAAGCUUCUCAGAACAUCUGGACCAGCUGACACCCAGAGGGGAGGGGGUGGAGAGCCCCGACGGCGGCAGUCAUACCUCCGCAGACCCGGGGCCUCUGACCAACUCUCUGCGGCCUGAAAGCGCUGCAGAGAAGACCAGAGCUGUGGCAAAAGUCCCAAAGUCGGUCUCAACCGGUGCCCUUUCCCUCAUGAUCCCCGGGGAUAUGUUCGGGCUCUCUCCUCUGGCCAGCCCCCUCUCUCCGUACUCCCUCUCCUCUGACCCUUCCUCAAGAGACUCCUCUCCAAGCCGAGACUCCUCCCACUGCACCGCCAACCCACGGCAGCCCGUCGUCAUCCACAGCUCGGGGAAGAAGUUCGGCUUCACGCUGAGGGCGAUCCGGGUGUAUUCUUGUGACGGCGACAUCUACACGGUCUACCACAUGGUCUGGAAUGUAGAGGACGGUGGGCCUGCGCACAAAGCAGGACUCAAAGCCGGAGACCUCAUUACUCAUGUGAACGGAGAACCGGUUCACGGCCUUGUGCACACUGAAGUGGUGGAGCUCCUGCUCAAGAGCGGUAGCAAAGUGACCAUCUCCACAACCCCCUUUGAAAAUACUUCAAUAAAAACGGGUCCAGCCCGGAGGAACAGCUACAGGAGCAAGAUGGUGAGAUGUGCCAAAAAGCCCAAGAAGGAGAAGACACCAGAAAGGCGCCGCUCCCUCUUCAGACGUUUUGCCAUGCAGCCCUCUCCUCUCCUGCACACAAGCCGGAGUUUCACUUCUCUCAACCACUCUCUGUCAUCUGGUGAGAGUCUCCCUGGCUCCCCCACUCACAGUCUCUUCCCCCGUUCCCCUACCGCCACCUUCCGCCCCACACCAGACUUCACCCAGUCAGGUGGGAACUCGUCCCAGAGUAGCUCUCCCAGCUCCAGCGCUCCGAACUCCCCUGCAGGCUCAGGCCACAUCCGUCCCAGCACCCUCCACGGCCUCGGCCCCAAACUGCCGGGACAAAGGCUUCGUCAGGGGCGCCGCAAGUCAGCCGGCAGCAUUCCCCUUUCUCCUUUGGCUCGCACGCCUUCACCGACCCCCCAGCCAACAUCCCCUCAGCGCUCACCCUCUCCCCUUCUCAGUGGACAUCCUGUUGCAAUUUCCAAGACAAGCCAAGCCUUCCCAGCCAAUAUACAUUCCCCACCCACAAUAGUACGCCAUAUUGUGCGCCCCAAAAGUGCUGAGCCACCUCGCUCUCCCCUGCUAAAACGUGUCCAGUCUGAGGAGAAGCUGUCCCCCUCUUACACAGGAGAUAAGAAGCACCUGUGUCCCAGAAAACACAGCCUGGAGGUGACCCAAGAGGAGGUGCCGGAUGAGGACCUGAGGCCUGGGGAGCGGGAUUACACCAUCUUGCAGAGUGUGGAAGAAACAGCCUGCGAGCCGCUGGCAAUCAACCGUGUUCGACCUGUGGAGCAGGGCUGCUUAAAAAGGUCCGUCUGUCGCAAGAUGGGUCGGCAGGAGUCUGUUGAGGAGCUUGACAAGGAAAAGCUGAAGUCCAAGAUGGUUGCAAAGAGACAGGAUUGGUCAGAGAGGAGGGAGUCUCUACAGAAGCAAGAUGCCCUGCGUGAUUCUGACUCAUCCCCCUUGUGUGGUGAUGACAGGGAGGACAGCUUACUGGUCCGAGGCCACAACAAAAUCCAGAGCAGCACAGACUCUGGCCCUCUGGAGGUCAAAGCUGCUAGCACAACCCUCAAAGACGUACUGUAUAAGAAACUCACCACACGUGUCUCUGAGGGCAUCGCUGACACAUGUGGUGGCUGCAGUGAAAGUGACGGAGGACUCAGAUCACCUCUCUGCUCUAUUCACCCCGAGUGGCAGCACUCCAGACCGGGUAAAGAUAACAUGAAGCCAGACAGAUUGGACUUCAAAGCUCCCAACAUCGAGUUCACCAGGAAGAGGCUGUCGUUUGAAGAAAGAGAGGACUGCAUGUGUCGGUUGUCCUCCGGCAUCCAUGAGAACCUGCACUUUGGCUCCACCAGGUCUAAGAGCCUCCAGCUGGACACGGCCAUGUCUCAUGACCACAUGAAGGCGGGACUAGGAAGUGUUCACUCCAGCCCUGAGGGUCUGUCCCCUAAGCUUUUCUCCGGCAGAGGAGAGAGCGCUGUGGAAAAACUCCAGCUUAUAUCCUCCGCAGAGUCUCCACUUCGAAAGACGUCAUCUGAAUAUAAACUUGAAGGGCGUCACGUCUCCUCUCUCAAACCUCUGGAGGGCACUCUGGAUAUCGGUCUGCUCUCUGGGCCCAGAGUCUCCAAAACAGAAAGCUGUUUAUCCAAGAUGGCGGAGAACACAAGCGACACUGUUUCUUUGACUCCUCCAACUUGGCUCCAGACCCCUGCUGAGAGACAAAUAACCAUACCCCAACUGAAAAUCACAGACAAGCUGAAGAGCCCCCUGGCUUGUUCCACAAGUCCUGAAGCUGUUUCUUCUCUUAAUUGCAUAUUUGCCUCCAAAGAUCAGUUAAAGAAUGCAGCCUCAGAGGUGAAAACCAGUACAAGUGGUGAGAAAACACAGGAAAGACAUGAAUCACUAAAGGCUCAAGCCAGCAAAGUGGAGGCCUCAAGCUUUGCUGUUAAACAAGAGAGCAGGACAGGUUUGAAGUCCACUUCUUCACUGGCUCAUGAUCACAGAGGCCCUCGACACAGCUCCCACUUCUCCUCCUGUGGAAAGACGCCCUCCAUACGGGAAGUCAGCAAUGAAGAUCAGGAGGAUGAAGCGGAGCAGGAGGAAGUCGCACCCCACACUACAUCACAAAAUACCGACCGCUCCAAGACACUAGUCUCUUUGACUUCAGCGAAGCUGGAGGUAGACAUAAAAACUGUGAAGACUGCGGCUAGUGAACCUGUGUCGCAGAAGCAGAACAUAAACUGUGGUUUGGAUGCAGGUCAGCGUCAGAGCUGUGCGAAGAAAACAGCUACUGCACAGAGCUCACACAUGACCUCUGUUUCUGAGGUGAAUGUACAGAACAGCUUUGCAUCUGUACGCGUCCCAGAGACCGUGCUUUCACAACGGCAGCCGCUGAACAUCUGCUCUUCAAAUACAGAACCGCAGGUUUCUAUCACAACAUCUGGUUCUGUGCGCAAAGAUAAAAGCUGCAGUUUCAAAUCAGAAGGUCGGGACUGCUGGGAAACAUCUGCGACUAAGGACGGCGGACAAUCUAACAGAUCAGCUGUGAAAGUGGUCGGUGAGACGGGAAGCUCAGGCUGGAAGAAGGAAGUCAACACGUGUGUCGCAGUUGCAAAGGUGGAGCAGAAGAGAGAAGAUUCUACAGUCAACACGGUCGCCUCGCUAAAUAAUGUACUGAGCAUAAAUAAGAAGGAUAACACUGCGGCGGACAGUAGUGUCAUGUUGCUGCAGAAAAAAGAGAAUCUCAUUUCACCGAAGAAUAAAGGCAACGUGAAGGAUUCAGAGCCGCUAUCAAAAAACUAUCCGGCUGAAAAAGCACAACACAAACCGUCCGAUUCAGAAUACUGCACCUCUAAGAGAGAAGACGGCGUGAUCAGUGUGAAAGAAAACGCUGCAAAACAGAAAUGUUCAUCCUCAGCAACUGCAAAUGAAAAUGUUUUGGUUCCCAACAGUAAGUCAAGGCCUGACCCGCAGCCUGUGCCGCACACCGCUGUGAAGACGGAGACAAAAACAGUUGAAGUGAAACAUCACAGCACAGCUCCUCCUGUCCCAGCAGUCAAGGGCGGUCAAAACUCAAAACAGAGAGAUCUGUCUAAAGAGUCCGCGCUCUCAGCUUCAAACAUUCAAGUAACCCAUGACUCCAAACGGAAAGAAGCCUCGUUGACAACCAGGCGGGAAGAAUCGGUGCAGCUGACACUUUCUCCCACUCACGUUGACGUGAAGCACAAAGAAACCCAGCCCAAAGGCUCCGCAGCAGCUUCAGUUCCUACAGCAAAAGAAAACACUGACUCAAAGCCCAAAUCUCUCGCUCCUAAAACUGUUCCUUCAUUGUUAGCUCUGAAGACUUCCGUCGCUCCAACACCGGUUAUUAAACAAAGUCUUGAUGCCAAACAUAAAGACCCCUCACCCAAAAAACAAGCCUCGCUCUUUAGAAACCAUCAUGGCUCUAAACCAAAAGAAGCACCUCAACACCAGCUGCCGUCAGAUGUUCCCUCCCAGCCUGAUCCACCACCAGUGCUGCCGAAACCUGCAGUGAAAAAAGAAAUACUGAGCAGCAGGAUCUCCAGCUGUGCACCCCAGGAGACUGCAGUCAAGGUAUCCAAGGAAGGCCCCAAGUCUGAAACGCUCAAACCGGACAGUCACAAGGGCCCGGAUACCAGGACCAGCCCUGAGAAACCGCUGUCCUCCAGCAGGAAGGAGCAGGCUGAGAGGAAGAAAAAAGAGACAGUUCAAGAGGUCACGUCUGCACAGAAAAACUCAAAAAGAGACGCAUCCCGAGCCGCUGCCUCGGACAAAGACACUGGCAGGAAGCAGCAGAAGGAGUCGCCACGUAGUUCUAGUAACAAAAAGUAAGGAGGAAAUAGCAGCCGACAUUCAGAGAAUCCAGAUGUAAUAAAACGUUAGAAAAAGGUUUGUGCAAAUAUCAUCAUGCCUUCUUUUGUUUCGUUUUUCUUUUGAGGACCGGGCAAGCUGUUACACGCUGAUCGAGACGUAGGUGUGUGUGUGUGUGUUUAAUAAGAUGACACAUGACAACAUGUGUAGAAGUUUCUAGGUCUGAAUGUAGGUCUAAUGUCUUUUGCCGUUUUUACUUUAUACGUCGAGUUGAAAGUUUUUGUUCCUGCUUCGUGCAAUCAGUAUGUCGGGGGCGGCAGGGAAGAGCCUUACGAAGGUUGAUGUACUGCAGAGUCGGUGCCAUAAAUGAUUUUGAAUUGCAUUCUUACUUUUGAAAUCGGAGGACCUGAAGUCUUUUAAUGCAGUAGACCACAGCAAAUAAGCAGUUGUAUCACGAUUGUUUCUGUUCAGUAUAGUCUGAUUCUUUUCAUGUUGGGUUUGUGUGCAGUGGUACACACAGGGAACGCACUAUGUCCUGUGCUUUUCACUUAAAACUAAAAAAGAAAAAAAAAUACGGAAUCAUCUCACGGUUCUAGAAAUCAUUAAUUAGUGAAGAAGCCUUAGAAUUAUGGGAAAUUAAAACUUGCUGUUCUUAGCAAGGUGUGGUGUUAUUUCACAUUCCUCGGACAUGUGUACAUAUAUUUUUGAUUUUUAUGCAAUAUGGUGUAAAUAUGAUAACACUGUAAAACUGGGAUUCAUGGGCUUACAUGAUUGUUGUUUGUAUUAUAUGUAUAGAUUUUGCUGUGUCAUUUGUUUGUAUGCUCAAUAUUAGAGUAUCUGCUUGAUAACUCUGGGCUCUAAAGUAAGCUACUGUGAUGUAUCUCAUCAAAGGCAUCUUUUAACAUGUUUUCACAUGUUCCAAAAUCAACUUGACGAGAGAGAGAGAGAGAGAGAGGAAAAGGCAUGAGGGGGUAACUAUUUCUAAAAAAUGUAGCAUUAUAUAACAACACUGUGAGGGCUGUCAGCUUUUCCCAAGAAUGUCUUUAUUGUCGAUGAUGUGUUUGCUGGCGGACUUAAGGUUUAAAAAGUGUAAAAAUGGAAUAUUGUGUUUUGAUUAAUGACAUGAACCAGAUAUUCUGCAGUAGGUUUCUGAAGGCACGUCUGUGCAGAGUGAAGAUGAGGUUACAAGUACACAAUGAGAUUCACCGUCAGGGUAUCAGAGGAUUCUUGAAUGUUCCGGUUUCGGUCUCGGUGUUGUUUAAAGUCGUGUGAGUGUUUCGAUGUUUCAAUGAGCAGCGGGCUCAAAGCUUCACCUGGAGAAACAUUUUAUAUGAGGAAUCCUGAUUAUUUGCAUCGCAUAGUUCAUGUCCACAACAUACAUGUGUUGUUAAAUACUUGGUACUAUACAUAUAGGUUCUCGUAUAUCCGCAUUCACUUUCUGCAAGUUACACACACACACACACACACACACACACACACACACGUGUUUCUAUACUGUAGACGCCUUUAAAUUGCAAACCCUGAAUGAGAACAUGGAGGUAGCCUAGGACACUAAGUGUGUUAUGCAUUAUUUGCUGUCGUGCUGGCUCUGUAAAAACAAUAAUCGUGUAUACUACAUAUACUCUUGUGUUGAAAGAGUCAUGACGCAGAAUAUAGUUUAUCCAAACGGCAUACAGUAUCGAAGAGUGAACCCGAAACACACACGUGCGAUUGAUUGCAGAGAUUUUAAUGUUAAAAGAAUCUGAUGUUUACGUGCAUUAGAUAUUGUUAAUGUAUUGCUAAUGUAAUGUGAGAGAACAAAUGCACCUUAAUGUUUGCCAAUAUUCAGUUCAAAGGUGAGUGGAAUUGGAGCUGAACAUGAUGAAUUCCCCUCUCGUCCGGACUUCAGAUUUAAAUGAAUCACUGAAUUUUAUUUGAACAAAUUGGUUUUCUUUCUUUUUUGUUUUUUUCCUGUGACGACUGACAUUUAAAUCCUCAAAGCACAUUCAAUGUUUGUUUACAAAGCAUCAUGGAUGUAUAUUUUGUAUAUUGUUGAUUUGCCAAAUCUAUGUUCUGUGUCAGAGAUAAUGUUGUCUAUAGUAGUGUGAGACUUUGCUCCCCUGCCACCAGGAUGUUUAAUAAGAACAUUUGUUUGUGCUGUAAUCAAUGUAUUUUCAUGUCAGGUUCUUCUUUCCCUGCUUGUCUUUUCAGUUUCCUGUUUUGUUUUUCUUCCUCUGUGCAAAACUAGUAUUAGAUGAACUUGCUUACGAUGGUUUGUCUUUAGAAUAUGUGCAAUAAAAGUGUUUUGAGUUUUGUAUUUUGCCCAAGGAAAGCUCUAUGGAUGUCAUAGAUGUUGUAUAUUAAAACAGAUAUUUAUA
Molecule: messenger RNA, 10039 nt
Organism: Cottoperca gobio
Lineage: Eukaryota; Metazoa; Chordata; Actinopteri; Perciformes; Bovichtidae
Gene: mast4
Product: microtubule associated serine/threonine kinase family member 4
Biological process (GO): peptidyl-serine phosphorylation; cytoskeleton organization; intracellular signal transduction
Molecular function (GO): ATP binding; protein binding; magnesium ion binding
Source: RefSeq, a predicted model, not a curated record